Messenger RNA from Cyphellophora europaea CBS 101466, 993 nucleotides. RefSeq lists its product as uncharacterized. The transcript has a single exon. NCBI's taxonomy places the organism in Eukaryota, Fungi, Ascomycota, Eurotiomycetes, Chaetothyriales, Cyphellophoraceae. The coding region runs from base 1 to 993 and encodes 330 amino acids. The record is from RefSeq and is a predicted model, not a curated record.
AUGGCGCUUACACAGACUAUUCCGAUACCUGUUGCAAUGCAGGAUCUGAGUCGUCAGAUUGCUCACAUCCGACGCAGGACCAAUACCUUGAUUGACUAUUACAUCUAUCCUGGCGCAGUGCCUUCGCAGAUCGCUGCCUAUGACCCGCGGCUGGCGCUUCUUGACGCUCGUCUGACCAAUCUCAACAAGAUCUCAUACACUAAACUCGCAUACAUCCUCGACAGCUCGGACGCGCUCGCCGGAUCACACAUCACCGAUGUUAUCGAUCAGCUCCUCAACGCCGUACACGGCAUCCAGGAACUCUUCAUCAUUCACUAUGAUCCGCAGCUCGAGAAGCGCAAGCCCUUCGACACCAUCUACCAGACCCUUCUGUUCCGGGAGCGCCAAAUGAAAGAUACCGUGCACUUUCAGAUGACUGACACCCAGCGUGCGAAGCCCGAGGAACUACUCAGCAACCAGACCAACGGCUUCUGUCGCGGGGCAGUGAUGCUUUUGAAUGGGCGAGACAGGGGCAAGAUCGCCUAUGUCGUCCCGAGAGAUCUCUUGACGGAUAACCGGGAGCGCCUCGACCGGUACGGCGGCGCAUACCUGUGGUGGGAAUGUCCAGAAUGCGAGUUUCGAUUACGCUACCAUGUGUCCGCAUCUUCGCACAGCAACAUCCAUUCAACACAAGAGCUUCGUGAGCAUCCGGGCGUCAAAGCCGAGUACAAGAGUGCCUUUCUCUGCAAGAGCCAUCUGUACCAGCCCCUCGGCAGAGGUUCCCGCGGCAGUGUCUCUUCACCCGCCAAGUACGGCUGCUUGAUCUGCUUUGCUCAGGACAAGAAGGACAAAGGAAUGCCGAUUUUCUACACCGGACGCGAGCUCGUCUCUCACGUGGCCUCAAAGCACAAGGGGAAGAACCUGCCGGCGCCGCCGUUGCUGCAAAAGUUCAACAUUGGCGUCAAGGGCAAAACGGAUGCUAAUGUCAGACGCUGGGACAUCAAUCUGACUUAA